AUGGCCAAUAGAAUAAAAGGAAAUGUUCUGAUAACUGGUGCAAAUCGAGGAGUUGGACUGGAAUUAACAAAAAGUUUGUUGGAAAAUCCACUUGUCAGAAAGGUUUAUGCUGGCUGUCGGAAUGGUGAUCAAACUUCGUCUCUCACAUCAUUAGAGGAUCCAUAUAAGAAGCUCACAGUCCUGGAAUUGGAUAUCACAAAAGAUUGGGCUAUUCGAUCUGCUAUCGAAAAUAUUACUAAUGACUCAGGAAAUUUGAAUGUUCUGAUUAACAAUGCAGCUAUAUUAGAGCAGGACGGAAAGUCCGGGAUCGGCAAAGGAGACAGGGUAGCUUGGCUGAAGCAUUUUGAUGUUAAUGUUGUCUCACAUGCGAUGGUCAUUCAGGAAAGUUUGCCAUUAUUAAAGAAGAGCUUAGAAAUGCAUGAGCUAUCGACGAUUGUGAAUAUUUCUGGACUGAAAGGUUCAAUAGGAAAUGGAACAAACACCGAUCUCGUACAUGGAAAUUAUGCUUAUGGAUGUAGCAAAGCAGCUCUCAACAAGCUCACAAAAACACUCUCAAUUGAAUAUCCAUUGAUUAUGACUGUAUCUAUCUGUCCAGGAUGGAACAAAACUUCAAUGGGUGGACCACAGGCAUUGUCAGAUCCACAGACAACUGCUCCAAUCAUUUUGGAAACAGUCAAUGGAAUGAGCAUCGAAAACUCUGGUGGAUUCUGGGAUCGUAAAGGACGACCAAUACCAUUUUAA
Auanema sp. JU1783 is the source of this 741-nucleotide messenger RNA. The record is from the annotation of a GenBank genome assembly. NCBI's taxonomy places the organism in Eukaryota, Metazoa, Nematoda, Chromadorea, Rhabditida, Rhabditidae.